This is a messenger RNA of Mercurialis annua (annual mercury), 1254 nucleotides long. Its product is annotated as cysteine synthase-like. The transcript has 11 exons. Lineage: Eukaryota; Viridiplantae; Streptophyta; Magnoliopsida; Malpighiales; Euphorbiaceae. The record is from RefSeq and is a predicted model, not a curated record. Bases 116 to 1093 code for a protein of 325 amino acids. Gene Ontology annotation, cellular component: cytoplasm. Gene Ontology annotation, molecular function: cysteine synthase activity.
UACCUCCUUCUCAAAAUAGCUCUGCAGCUCAUAUCAAAAAUCACUACUACCAUAUAAAUACAAUCCAUUAUAAAUAUUAUCAAUCCUCAAAAGUAAAUUGUGGUAAUCUGAAGAGAUGGCAAUGGAGAAAGACCAAAUUGCUAAAGAUGUAACUGAACUAAUUGGAAACACUCCAUUAGUUUAUCUUAAUAAUGUUGUGGAUGGUUGCGUUGCUCGUAUUGCUGCUAAGUUAGAGAUGAUGGAACCAUGUUCUAGUGUCAAAGACAGGAUAGGUUACAGCAUGAUUUCAGAUGCAGAGGCUAAGGAUCUUAUUACACCAGGGAAGAGUGUUCUGAUUGAGCCUACGAGUGGAAAUACCGGCAUAGGAUUAGCAUUCAUGGCAGCUGCGAAAGGAUAUAGGCUGAUUAUCACAAUGCCUGCAUCAAUGAGUCUCGAAAGGCGAAUUAUUCUCCGUGCAUUUGGGGCUGAGUUGGUUCUUACUGAUCCUGCUAAGGGGAUGAAAGGCGCUGUUCAGAAAGCGGAAGAGAUUUUGGCUAACACGCCUAACGCUUAUAUUCUCCAACAGUUUGAAAAUGCUGCCAAUCCAAAGGUACAUUAUGAGACGACGGGGCCGGAGAUAUGGAAAGGAUCGGGAGGGAAAAUAGAUGCCCUUGUUUCAGGAAUAGGAACCGGAGGAACCAUAACAGGUGCUGGAAAAUACCUCAAAGAGCAGAAUCCUAACAUUAAGUUGUAUGGUGUGGAGCCAGUUGAGAGUCCUGUUUUAUCUGGAGGAAAACCCGGUCCACAUAAGAUCCAAGGAAUUGGUGCCGGCUUUAUCCCAGGAGUUUUGGAAGUUGAUCUAAUAGAUGAAGUUGUUCAAGUAUCAAGUGAAGAAGCAAUUGAAACUGCAAAAUUUGUUGCCCUCAAAGAAGGUUUGCUUGUGGGAAUAUCAUGCGGUGCUGCUACUGCAGCUGCGGUGAAGAUUGCGAAGAGGCCAGAAAAUGCUGGAAAACUUAUAGUUGUGAUUUUUCCGAGCUUCGGAGAGAGGUACCUGUCGUCUGUGCUUUUCGACUCGGUGCGACGGGAGGCUGAGAGCAUGACAUUUGAGUCCUAAGCUGUUCUGAUUUCUGAACUUUUUGCUAUGUUCUUGUGGUUGGGAUAGGAUUUAUGUUAUGUUAUUUGUGACUAAUGACUAUAAAUACAAAUUUCUUGUAUUUCACUAAACACUUCAACUCUGUGAGUUAAUGAAAUUUAUGGGAUGUAUCUUCUUAUCUA